[Torrubiella] hemipterigena is the source of this 2600-nucleotide messenger RNA. NCBI's taxonomy places the organism in Eukaryota, Fungi, Ascomycota, Sordariomycetes, Hypocreales, Clavicipitaceae. The record is from the annotation of a GenBank genome assembly.
CAAACACACACACACACACACACACACAACUCUCUUGUCGACAUUACAUCCGCCAAAAUGUCGUACAAGGUUUCUGCCCCCGAUGAGUACCUCGCCAUUACUGGUAUGAGCAUCAAGACGGUCAAGAUCACAAAGGCCGCAUGGGUUCUUCCCUUUCAACGAUGCACUCGCUUCAGCGUGCAACCUCGCGACUAUGCCAUGGAUCUGCAGGCCAUGACCAAGGAGAAGCUCCAGUUUGCCCUUCCCGUCGUCUUCACUGUUGGUCCUGAUGUGAACCAGCGUGGCGCAAACACCAACCUCGAAGUGGAGGUUGACGAUGAUGCCGUCGCCCGCGAGGACCGCGGCGACUCCCUCAUGAAAUACGCCAUGCUUCUUGCGCAGUCCGACGUCAAGGCACAGCAGAGCCACCAUGUCGAGAGUAUUGUCAAGGGCAUCAUUGAAGGCGAGACCCGUGUGCUCGUCUCUAGCAUGACCAUGGAGGAAAUCUUUGCCGAGCGCGAAGUUUUCAAGAAGCGCAUCUUCCGCAACAUCCAGUCCGAGCUUAACGCCUUCGGUCUCAAGAUCUACAACGCCAACGUCAAGGAGCUCAAGGAUGCCCCCAACUCCGUCUACUUCAAGUCCCUCUCACAAAAGGCGCACGAGGGUGCCAUCAACCAGUCACGUAUCGAAGUCGCCGAGGCCCAGCUGCGUGGUAACGUCGGUGAAGCCCAGCGCAAGGGUGAACAGGAGCGAGAGAUUGCCAAGAUCAACGCCGAGACAGCUGUCCAGAAGACCGAUCGUGAUAUCGAGCGCGCACAGGCCGAAGCCCACCUCAACACCCGCCAGACCGUCCUCACCCGCGAUGUUGAUAUUGCCCGUGUCGCUGCCCAGCGCAUGCUUGAGUCCAAGGAUGAGGACUUGAAGCGCGAGGUCGAAAUUAAGCGCGCUGCCGCUGAGAUCGAGCGUCUCCGUGCUCGCGAUGUCGUCAAGGCUACCAUUGCUCGUGAAUCUCAGCAGCAGGCUGCCGAUGCUGCUGCCUACCAGAUCGCAGCCAAUGCCAAGGCCGAACAGGAAGCCCGCCAGCGCCAGGCUGAUGCCGCUGCCUACUCUAUCCGUGUCGAUGCCGAGGCUGCCAACUAUGCUACCCAACAGGCUGCUGAUGCCGACGUCUUCCGCAAGCUUAAGGAGGCUGAGGGUAUCUCUGCAACUGCCGACGCUUACUUGAAGCUCUCGCAGGCCUUUGGCGGCCCUGCUGGUCUCUUGCAGUACAUGAUGAUCGAGAAGGGCACAUAUGUCGAGCUUGCCAAGGCCAACGCCGAGGCUAUUCGUGGUCUUGCUCCCAAGAUUUCCGUUUGGAACACUGGCAAGGCUGGCGAAGGCAGCGGUGGCAAUGCUGACGGAGCAGAGACAAUGAGAAACGUCUACCAGAUGCUUCCUCCCCUGAUGUCGACCAUCAACGAGCAGACUGGCAUCACACUGCCUGAGUGGCAGUUUGGCAAGAUGAAUGCUGCUCGUGAUGCGAUGAACGGCAACUAAUGCGGCAACUUGCCAACCAUUUUACUUUUCCUUUGUAUUCCCUCUGUAAACCAGUGUACUUUUAUCUAGUUGGUUGUAUACCCUGCGCAUAGUUUGGGAUUUUUUUAUCGGUUUCUUCUUCAUAUAGAGCGUAUAGACUAAAUUGACACCUCCACAUUAGCUUAUUUCCCUGAAUCUUGAUAACAGCCGCCGUAUUUUACCUAGCGCAGCCUGAAACUGAACACCAUUGGAGACGAGGCUCUGUCCAAGAUCAUCGGACGCGCUUGUGGGGUCCAACGGUGGUGACGAAGACUUGGCUUUUGACUUGGCUUUUUUAUUAGCGGGCGCCACCCACCCAACACGGACAUUGCCCUGAUGCCUCUGUCUAUUGUGGUUCAUGUUGAAGGCUGCUCAGGACGGACGGUGACCGAAAUAUUGAUGGCUACUGUAUAUAAUUUGAGAGUUGUUUCCGAGAACGUCAGAAAAUGUUUGUAGUCGCCGCUGUCUUCGGCGGAAUUCGAUGCUUCACGCGCAAUGCACAGGAACGCGACCACAGCACCUUGGACGAUGUUGGGCCAUGAUGUUUCACUCAGCCCUUUAGGCCGUUCGCCCCCAGAACACGCCGGGCGCUGUCACUACACAUGCGUACGCAGUACGCGCGAGGAGACGAUAGGAGACAGGGGAAAUUAUGCCAUUGAAGUGCUGAGUCGUACGCUGACGGGCGGCAAGACUCGCUGUAGGUACCUGUGGACCAGGGGCUCUAAAACAGAUCAGCAGCGGAUAUUGCAUCAUGUAAUGGCUAUCACGCAAGCUUGGUUCCGGCUAAAGGACGAUCAGCUGCUUAUCAGCAACCGUGUGCGAAGCAAAUUGCCCCUGUGAAAAAUGAAAUGAUGAUCGAAAAUUGGGUGGCCUGUCCAUAAUGAUGACAGUUACCGGUGCAUAAGGCAAAGUCUUGGAAGGGUUUUGAAUAUUUUUCUCGUCCUUUUGUCGCGGCCUCACGUGCCGCCAGCUGGCAAAUUGUCAGCAGUGCAAAGCGACUUGCGUUAAGUGAGGAAUUUGAAUAGUGCGCAGAGAUUCCCAGAGGCAAGACACCUCUUAAGAGGCGC